AUGAAUUUUAUGGAGCCCUUUUUUCGAAUCGCUCUUCUUUUUUUGUCUAUCAUUGAUAUUUUCACCGAGGCUAUACACUUUUUUCAGCCUUCUGUCACGGAAAGUCCCAAAUACUUGGGCAAAUCGCUUACAGUCUAUUACAAGCACCAUAUCGGGGCGUACUCUGGUGUCAGUGCGAUAUUCAAAGAAGUUCGCGAACUUUUGCCUUCAGGAGCAACGACUUUCGGCAUUUAUUAUGACAAUCCAAGGGAACGUGACGAGCACCUUCUUCAAUCCGCUGUCGGAGUCAUAUUCGGAGAAGACGGUAAAGAUCUUUAUACGAACAACUACUCACAACAGCUAACUCGAUGGGGUUACGAAAAGAUGGUUCUGCCUAAGGUUGAUCGUGCCGUGGAAGCCACACAACCUUUCACAGGGUAUCUGUCAAUGUUCGCUUUAAUCUACCGCACAUAUGGCAUUAUUUGGCAAUACAUCAUGGAUAACCGCUUGGAAACUACUAUAGCUCUCGAGUUCUACGAUAACGAUGGGGUUUGCGUUUCGUUCCCACUUGAUCACACAGAGGAAUUCGUAGUUCCUGAGGUAAGUUGA
This is a messenger RNA of Haemonchus placei, 588 nucleotides long. Lineage: Eukaryota; Metazoa; Nematoda; Chromadorea; Rhabditida; Trichostrongylidae. The record is from the annotation of a GenBank genome assembly.